AUGGAGUUUUCUCGCGAAGAACACAGAUAUACUCCGGUGGAGACUCUCCGUUCGACGCAAAACGCCGUCAUGCUGAAAGUGACGUAUUCAUCAAUGGCGUCGCCUAAAUCGGAGGUUCCGCUUCAGGUUUUGGUCGUUAACACGCACAAAUUCGACUGCGUUUAUGAGCUUAUGAAAGAAUAUGCGCUGGCGAGGCGCUGCGUCCACAAGAAUCUAGUGGCGCCGCACGUUUCCUUCACUGCGGCGGGGGUCGACAGACCCGGCAACCUCUGGGUAGUCAUGCCUUUGGUGUCGAGAGUUUCGCUGAGGUCCAUGAUGAUGAUGUCGUCGGAAUUUAGGAACGGGUUGCCGGAGCCGGUGGUCGCCUUUGUUCUCCGGGAAAUCUUGGAGGGUUUGGAUUGCAUCCACCGCGUCGGCGGCGGCGGCAACGUGCAUGGGAAUGUCUGCGCCGGUUGCAUAUACAUGGACGAGGAGACGACGACGGUGAAGUUGGCGUUCCGUUCGUUGACGUGCGAGGAGGUAACGGGGCCGUGGCGGGAGUGCAAGACGGAGCCGGGGAAUAGCCUGCCGCCGUACGCGACGGCGGCCGACAUCUGGUCGUUUGGAUUGCUAAUCUUGGAGCUUCUUUUCGGGGAGAUUCCUGUUGAAACUCACAACGGACUGCAGGAAUUCAUCAACAACGACGUCAUUAUUGUUCCCAAAUCAUCAGGAAAAUAUGUUUACAGAAUGAAGCCACUUUGUGGUCGGAAUCCGGGCGGCAGCGGCGGCGGCGGCGACGCUGAGAGGCUUUCCGGUCCACUUGGAGAAAUAAUCAAGGAAUGUCUUCGUAAAGAUCCAAAGAAGAGACCAACUGCACAACAAUUACUGGAACAUGACUACUUUAAGCUCUCUAAAGGAAAAGGAAAAGAUGUUAAGAAGGUUUUGGUACGGUUGCAAAAGCAUACAGUUAGUUAG
Molecule: messenger RNA, 954 nt
Organism: Ipomoea nil (Japanese morning glory)
Lineage: Eukaryota; Viridiplantae; Streptophyta; Magnoliopsida; Solanales; Convolvulaceae
Product: serine/threonine-protein kinase BLUS1-like
Exons: 1
Coding region: 1-954 (317 amino acids)
Biological process (GO): protein phosphorylation
Molecular function (GO): protein serine/threonine kinase activator activity; protein kinase activity; ATP binding
Source: RefSeq, a predicted model, not a curated record